CUUCCCAUCACUAGUUGGAGUCGCUUCCUGUCCUGGGUGGUGGCUUUAAACUUUCUUACUCGACUUCAUUCCUGUGUGCGGGAAUGAGUGAAAGAAGAAAACAAGUUUAUAAAGGCGUCACACUGUGCAGCUGAACAAGUAUUAAACGGCGUCGUUUAUUCGACUGAUCUUGAUAUUCUUCGCGCGGAGGGAGAGUAAAACAUCGAAAGUCAUGCAGGCCAUCAAGUGUGUGGUCGUCGGGGACGGAGCUGUGGGUAAAACAUGCAUGCUGAUCAGCUACACAGCCAAUGCUUUUCCUGGAGAAUACAUCCCCACAGUAUUUGAUCAUUACUCUGCAAACGUGAUGGUGGACGGGAAACCAGUGAAUCUGGGUCUGUGGGAUACAGCAGGACAGGAGGAUUAUGACAGACUUCGGCCUCUGUCGUACCCUCAAACGGACGUGUUUCUCAUCUGCUUCUCCCAUGUGAAUCCGGCCUCUUUUGAGAACGUUCGUGCCAAGUGGUAUCCAGAAGUGAGGUACCACUGUCCAAACACUCCAAUCAUCCUGGUAGGAACCAAGCUUGAUCUGAGAGACGAUAAGGACACGAUUGAGAAACUGAAGGAGAAGAAGCUCACUCCCAUCACCUCCCCUCAGGGCCUGGCCAUGAACAAAGAGAUCGGAUCUGUGAAGUAUCUGGAGUGCUCAGCGCUCACACAGCGUGGUCUUAAGACGGUGUUUGACGAGGCCAUCCAAGCCGUGCUCUGCCCUGUUCAUGUCAAUAAGAACAGGAGGAAGUGCCUGCUGCUCUAGAGCUCUGAGACUUCGUAAAACUCUAUCCCCUACCCACCCCCUUAGGCAGACACGUACCAUUGGAUGACCUGCGGCCUUUGACUAAUGGGAUAUUAACUUUUAGAUGGUUAGCAAUGUCAUGAAGUUGGUUCCUUCCAUUGAGAACCCGUAAGGUUUGUUUACAGUCUUUGUCUGACAGAAAUGAAGAUCCUGCCAAAUAGCAUUUACAUUAAGAUACUGUGUCCACAACAUUUGUUGCUUUUUACCCCCUAAAGGGCUUCAACCAUUUGGCAAACCAGAGCUAACUGUUGGCUACUGUGAAGCAAAUGCAAUGUCUAGUGGUUUAACCCAUUUUGUUUAAAGCGAUAAAGUUAAGUCCGCUUACCUCACACCUGUUUCUGAAACAUGAGGUUCUCAUAAUGGAAGGAUGAGGUGUCUGAACAGAUUUAUAUUCUUGCGUGCACACUAUUUGCCAUUUGUUUCGGGGAGGUUAUAUAUAUAUAUAUGUAAUUUAAGGCCACACUUAAUAAUACACAAAAACAUGUCCUAGCCACAUGUCACUCCUAAAUUGUACUUAAAAUAAAUAUUUUACAUUUUAAGUAUUUUCUUUAUGAAUUUUACUGUAAUAUUUGAUUAUAAUGAGAACUUUGAUUGAAAAAAUGGGCUUAAUUGUAAUUGAAUGUCAUAAUAUACUGUAUCAUAAUGCAUGAUCCUAAAAAUAGGCUUUAUUUUUGUGUAAUCAAAGUAUAAUUUCCAUCUUUGUUUUGAGGUGAAACAUGGCCAGGAAAUGUUUUGUUGGUUUCAGAAUGGGCUGAACUAGUUUUAGCCCCCAAAUAUCAGCAUUCAAUAAUGGCUUCUUAAAAUUUCCAAAGAAUCACAUGGGACAAUUAGUGUCAAUCUUAAUUUAGCGGUAUAUGAACGAUGCUUUUUGGCAUUUAUAGUAAAAACAGCCAUAUCUAUAUUUUUGGUUAAGAGACUUUUAGAAACUUUCUUCUUUUUGACACUUUUUAUAUUUGCUCAUGUUACAAAAAGAAAGACUACUGUCAAAGGGUACACUACAGGAAUUGGUUCAUGUGAAGUUAGUUUUCUCUUGAUGCGGUUUAUUCCACUUACAUUUGACUUCUUUCUGUACUAAUAACAUGUAACUGUCAAAUGUGUUAAUAUUCUGAAACCGAUUGCUUGUCUUGUUGAUUGAACAGCACAUCAUGUAUAAGGUAUUCUGACUUUUAACACUUUUACAUAGACACUUGAACUAUCCUGAGGCACAGAUACAGAAUGUGCAUCAUUUUUUAUCACUCUAUCGAGCGAUUUCUAUCUGCAGAAUUAUAACUAGAUUUUAACCCUGUUUUUAGGGGUAUUGAUUAUGUCACUUGUUUUACAGAACCAUAAAUUCAGAUAAAACCCUACAAA
Messenger RNA from Carassius gibelio (silver crucian carp), 2179 nucleotides. Its product is annotated as ras-related C3 botulinum toxin substrate 1-like. Gene Ontology annotation, molecular function: protein kinase binding; GTP binding; GTPase activity. Gene Ontology annotation, biological process: small GTPase-mediated signal transduction; establishment or maintenance of cell polarity; actin filament organization. Gene Ontology annotation, cellular component: cytoplasmic vesicle; plasma membrane; dendritic spine. The coding region runs from base 212 to 790 and encodes 192 amino acids. The transcript is spliced from 7 exons. NCBI's taxonomy places the organism in Eukaryota, Metazoa, Chordata, Actinopteri, Cypriniformes, Cyprinidae. The record is from RefSeq and is a predicted model, not a curated record.